UCCACAUCCUUCUAUAAUGUGGCACCUGGAAUUGAAUGCAAUACACCAGAUGUGGCCUAACCAAAGUCUUACAAAGCUGCACUUGGACACUGGAUCUUGCAGAAAAGAGGAAGUUCCUGCUGCAUUUAGUGAAGUUGGUAACUACUUGCGCAUGUUCAGGGGUUCCCUGUACAAAAGAUACCCAUCUCUGUGUCGCCGACUAGCUACAGUUGAAGAAAGAAAGAAGAUUGUGGCAUCCUCACAUGAUCAUGGUUAUACCACUUUAGCUACCAGCGUGACGCUUCUUAAAGCUGCGGAGGUGGAGGAAAUCCUAGAGGGAAAUGAUGAGAAGUACAAAGCCAUCUCGAUCAGCACUGAACCACCUGCCUAUCUCAGAGAGCCCAAAGCGAAGCGCAAUAGUCAGUGGGUGCCUACCCUGCCCAACAGCUCCCACCACCUGGAUGCUGUGCCCUGUUCUACAACCAUAAACCGCAACCGUAUGAGCCGGGACAAGAAAAGGACAUUCCCACUCUGCUUUGAUGACCAUGACCCAGCAGUAAUCCAUGAAAAUGCAUCUCAGGCAGAGGUGCUGGUUCCUAUUCGCCUUGACAUGGAGAUAGACGGACAGAAGCUGAGGGAUGCUUUCACGUGGAACAUGAAUGACUUAAACCAGGACCUUCUGACAAGAGUUACCCACUGGACUACAUCGGGCAUCUUAAUAACUCCAACUGUGUCCAAGUACAUGUGCUGGAGCAUCAGUGGAGCUAAUUUCUCACCAAUCUUUGCAGAAAAGUUGAUGACACCAGAGAUGUUUGCAGAGAUUUUGUGUGAUGACCUCGAUUUGAAUCCUUUGACCUUUGUCCCUGCCAUUGCAUCAGCGAUACGCCAACAGAUUGACUCCUACCCAACAGACAGUAUUCUAGAGGAUCAGUCUGAUCAGAGAGUCAUCAUUAAGCUGAACAUCCAUGUGGGAAACAUCUCGCUGGUCGAUCAGUUUGAGUGGGACAUGUCUGAGAGGGAGAACUCUCCUGAGAAAUUUGCUCUGAAGCUGUGUUCCGAGUUGGGUCUUGGAGGGGAGUUUGUUACCACCAUCGCUUACAGUAUCCGGGGUCAGCUUAGCUGGCAUCAGCGCACAUACGCCUUCAGUGAGAACCCUCUACCCACAGUUGAGAUUGCAAUCAGGAAUACGGGCGAUGCUGACCAGUGGUGCCCCCUACUAGAAACACUGACUGAUGCUGAAAUGGAGAAGAAGAUUCGAGAUCAGGAUAGAAACACAAGGCGCAUGAGACGUCUUGCAAACACAGCUCCGGCUUGGUAACUGAACAUUGGUCACCAGUCUGGAUCAAGUAAUGAAGUUCCUUGCAAUCAAGGGCUAGUUCUGAGAGAAUAGACAUUCCCCACAGCGGCCUUGUCGCAGACCCCACACUGUGUAUAAGGACUGGUGCCGUAGUGUCAGUGCUCCUUAAGAUAACUUGGUCUUAUCCAGUUCCAAUCCCUGCAGUCAGUGCACAGGAGUCUUGCCUUAAUCUGUUUUUUGUAUAGGUGCAAAUUGCAUUUCUGGAGAAGUUUUUUAAAUAAAGUUCUUAAUUUUAA
Molecule: messenger RNA, 1572 nt
Organism: Chiloscyllium plagiosum (whitespotted bambooshark)
Lineage: Eukaryota; Metazoa; Chordata; Chondrichthyes; Orectolobiformes; Hemiscylliidae
Source: RefSeq, a predicted model, not a curated record